Messenger RNA from Trypanosoma grayi, 405 nucleotides. Its product is annotated as putative protein disulfide isomerase. Gene Ontology annotation, cellular component: endoplasmic reticulum. Gene Ontology annotation, molecular function: protein disulfide isomerase activity. The coding region runs from base 1 to 405 and encodes 134 amino acids. Gene Ontology annotation, biological process: protein folding. Lineage: Eukaryota; Euglenozoa; Kinetoplastea; Trypanosomatida; Trypanosomatidae. The transcript has a single exon. The record is from RefSeq and is a predicted model, not a curated record.
AUGGAUGAGGACUUUGGAAGCCCGAUGUCGCCAGCUGAGGCGGAGGAAGGUGUUGCCUUUGCAGAGGAAGUCGUGCAGCUGGACGACACUUCCUUUGACGCGGAGAUGAAGGGCAAGCAUGCCUUUGUUCUGCUACAUGCGCCAUGGUGCCACGCGUGCAUAUCGUUCAAACCAGUGUUCAACACAGUGGCAAAGACGUGCGCGGGGCAGAAGGACAUCAUGGUGGUGGCGGUGGAUGCGACGGCCAACAGCAUGCUUGCCGAAAGGUUCGGCGUGGAGGCCUUCCCCACGAUUCUUCUUCUCAAAGCAACGGGCGAAAUAGCUCCAUACGAGGAUGAGCGGACAACAGAAGGGGUGAUAUCGUUCCUGAAUGGGCAGCUCCGGAAAAACAUUGCCGCGCUGUAA